This is a messenger RNA of Nerophis ophidion (straightnose pipefish), 1029 nucleotides long. It is a transcript of the gene snrnp35, whose product is annotated as small nuclear ribonucleoprotein 35 (U11/U12). NCBI's taxonomy places the organism in Eukaryota, Metazoa, Chordata, Actinopteri, Syngnathiformes, Syngnathidae. Bases 110 to 844 code for a protein of 244 amino acids. The record is from RefSeq and is a predicted model, not a curated record. The transcript has a single exon. Gene Ontology annotation, cellular component: precatalytic spliceosome; U12-type spliceosomal complex. Gene Ontology annotation, molecular function: mRNA binding; snRNA binding. Gene Ontology annotation, biological process: mRNA splicing, via spliceosome.
GGGUAACACUUGUUUCACGGCGGAGUGUUUUAACAGACAAAGACGGAAGUCGUAUAAAGUCGAACAUCCGGACAUUUCUUGUCAACAAAUAAGAAAGUCGGGGUUCAAAAUGGAGGACUGGAACCCCAUCGCGAAGGUGUACGAGCCGCUGAAAGCCGGGAGCAUCGACGGUACCGACGUGGAGCCCCACGACCGAGCGGUGUGGCGGGCGAUGUGUGCCCGCUACAAGCCCAACAAAGGCGUGGUGGGAGACCCGCUGCUGACGCUCUUCGUGGCCCGCCUCAACCCGCAGACCACGGAGGAGAAACUCCGGCAAGUCUUCUCCAAGUUUGGGGACAUCAAGCGGCUGCGGCUGCUGCGGGACAUCGUCACGGGCUUCUCCAAGCGCUACGCCUUCAUCGAGUACAAAGAGGAGCGCGCGGUGCUUCGAGCCCGCCGGGACGCCAACAAGCUGCUGGUGGACCAGCACGAACUCUUCGUGGACUUCGAACUGGAGCGGACCCUGAAGGGCUGGAUCCCCAGGCGGCUCGGCGGCGGCCAGGGCGGCAAGAAGGAGUCCGGACAGCUGAGAUUCGGCGGCCGGGACCGACCCUUCCGCAAGCCCAUCAACCUGGGAGUCGGGCCGCCGCAGGAGCGGUGGGCCGGCGGGCGGAAGGAGUGGGAGCGGCCCGGGGCCGGUGGAGGUCGAGACUACGGUAGGGACAACCGGGAUAACCGGGACCGGAGCAGGGUGGGGGAUGACUCCCGGGACCGGAGCAGGGGGAGGGAUGACUCCCGGGACCGGAGCAGGGGGGGGGAUGACUCCCGGUACCAGGAGAGGAGCAGGCACGGAAACCGGAGAUGAUUAUGUACAAGUCUCACUCGGAUCGAAGUAACAUCCAUCCAUCCAUUUCCUACCGCUUGUCCCUGCCGGACUUGAAGUGCAGUAUUUGGGGUCUUUUUUGUGCGGAAAAUGUUCAUUUUCCUGAAGGAAUACAUAAAGAACUAUCUAUCUAUUAAAGGGGAGCUGCAAUGGCUGUUAAAAAUGUU